This is a messenger RNA of Lacerta agilis (Sand lizard), 6219 nucleotides long. It is a transcript of the gene ZNF106, whose product is annotated as zinc finger protein 106. Bases 133 to 5781 code for a protein of 1882 amino acids. Lineage: Eukaryota; Metazoa; Chordata; Lepidosauria; Squamata; Lacertidae. The record is from RefSeq and is a predicted model, not a curated record. Gene Ontology annotation, molecular function: zinc ion binding; SH3 domain binding; RNA binding. Gene Ontology annotation, cellular component: membrane; cytosol. The transcript has 22 exons.
GGGGAAGGCGGCGGCAGAGGCGGAGGGAGGGGGCCCUGGCCAGCCCAUCUUGCUGGGCGAUGGGCCUGGGCUACGCAGCGGAGUGAGGAGGGUACGACCUGGGUCGGAUAAGACAUUUUCAAAGUGUUCACUAUGGUCCGUGAAAGAAAAUGUAUAUUGUGUCACAUCAUAUACAGCUCAAAAAAGGAGAUGGAUGAACACAUGAGAAGUAUGCUUCACCACAGGGAACUUGAAAAUCUGAAAGGGAGGGACAGCAAUCAUGAGUGCCAGGUGUGCAGGGUGACAGUGGUGGGCUUGUCGGCGUAUGCUAAGCACAUCUCCAGCCAGCUGCACAAAGACAACAUCGAAGCCCACGAUGGAGAAGAAGGGAAAGAAGAGACUAACGAAGAAUACUUUGACAAGGAACUCAUCCAGUUAAUUAAACAAAGAAAUGAGCAGAACCGGGCAGGUGAAGUGUGCCGUGUGAACCAUGAAACAGAAAACAAUGACAGGCGAUUACAAAGAAGACAAGAUGAAAGAACUUAUCAAGACCGAGACACUUACGAUUCAUCAUCAAGAUAUCAUUGUGGACCAUCGCAGAGGGAGUGGAACUGGGAAAGUGACGGUUUAUUAAAUCCCAGACAAGGCCAAUUCACACAUCCUGCAAGGAAUCCUAAGAAUGCAAACAGGCAUCAGAGCAAGCAAAGAGGACGACCUGGGUGGCAUCAGAAUAAUACUGGAGUGUCUCCAAAUCGCUAUCAUAACUAUGGGAAUAAUGGAGGUGCUUGGCAUCAGAAUGCCAGAGGAGGAAUACCAGGCUGGCACCAUGGCGGCAGGGGAAGAAGUUCCAAAUGGAAUUCCGAAGGAGAAAAUACAUUUUCUUACUGGCAAGCCAAAAAUUCAGGUGGAAACUGGAAGCCUGGUCGACAAAACAGAAGGGGAUGGAAUUUAGGAAGAAGCAGGGCUCCAAACAAUAGUUCCCAGUUAGAUAGUGUGGAUGCUUCCUGGUUAAAAAGCAAAAGUGCACAGGAUAAAUACAAUAGAGAAAGAUAUGCAUGGCAGUGGCAAGACAGUAGUUCUGUGGUGCCUUAUAUGGGCCUUGCUAAUGAAAAUGACAACGGGGAUUAUGUUUUGGAUUUCACUAGCGAUCAGCUUCCUUCAGAUGGGUUACUAAACUUUGGUGUUUCUGAGCAACCAGAGAGCAAGACCUCCAAAGUUAAUGGAAAGAGCAACAGCCCUUCCCGAGAAAAAACAAAUCGCUGGGCUCCAUAUCCCUCUCAGAAAACGAUAGAACAGCAGCCACUGUGUGAUGAGAAUGUAGCUACAACUCCAGAGAAAGCAGAUUCUGGUCGUCUGUCAUGCUCUCCGUUGUCUCCAAAAUGCACAGAUCCUAAAACCAAUAACCCCAAACUGAAAAAAUGGGAAGAGACUUAUUCAGCAUCCCCCAAUUACAAAAUGGCAUCCAACAAACUUGUACCAUGUAAGAAGGCAGUAGACUUAACCAGUGAGAAAAAAUCAGACCAAGCUGAAGGCAAAGGUAACAGGAUGCCAUCUUUGAAGUCCCCGCUUCUGGCUAUUCCCGAUAUAAAGCCAUCUUCUCAAAAAAGAAGCCCAAAGAAUCUCUUGAAACAUGUCCAGCUUUUGUUAUCCUCAUCCGGAGAAAGCCAGAGCCAACCAAAUGCACUAAAUUUAGAUGCUAACAAUUCCUCCUCGGUUGGAUCCAAGCUGAGAAAUGAAUGUAAUGGUGACAACGAUUUAAAAGGCAUCACAUAUGUGCGUAGCAGCAAUGAAAAUCUAGGCGAAGCAUUACAAAAUGCCAAAGAAGAACUUAAGUGUAGCCAGUCUUUCCAAAACUCUUGCUUGAUCCCUUGUAGAGAUACUCAGACUGAUGGGAAUGACAACUGGAGCACUGAAGGUCCAGGAUUGUCUCUGAAAAUGCAUGAGCCCCAGAUAGAUGGACUGGAGGAUGAGAACUCUGGAGAUGGAACAGGAACCAAAAGUACUCACUCUAAUGCUUUCUCAACUUGUGAUCUUGGUGAAGCUGACCAUACGGCAACUAAAAAAGGUGGCUAUCUAUUAGAGUUGAAGAAUACUGAUAACAAAUAUACCAAAUUCCAAAUGGGCUCUCUAUCUCUAUCCAACGUUCAAGAUGACCUAGAUACAGACUUGAAAGCAUCCCUGGAAGAGGAUGGUGACGGAAGCACGACAAAAUCAAAUGAUGCCCCAGAAGAGGAAAGCUAUGCAGUUCAUUCUAAUCUCGAGCUGCAGAAAGAUGCAGGAGGGCAGCCCUCUGGCCCUCUUCUUCCUGAACUGAGUAAACUUGGCUUUCCAGCUUCUCUCCAAAGAGACCUAACGUGGCGUACCAACUUGAAGAGCAAAACUGGCUCACAUCUACCUGAGCCCAACCUGAACAUUGCAAGGCGCAUUCGCAAUGUCAGUGGCCACCGGAAGAGCGAAGCUGAGAAAGAAUCAGGGCUCAAGCCUACUUUGCGGCAGAUUAUUAGCGUAUCUCGUAGAAAUGUAAAUUGGGAGCAGGUCAUUCAGCAGGUGACAAAGAAGAAGCAAGAACUUGGCAAAGGUUUACCCAGGUUUGGCAUUGAGAUGGUUCCUCUCAUCCAGAAUGAACAAGAGGACCUUGAGUUGGAUGAAGAAGGUGACCUGACCAGUCUUGAAGGAUUCCACUGGGAAGGGAUAUCCAUAGGCUCCCCUGGGACUGUUAGGAAACGUAGUCUCUCCGAAAGCAGUGUGGCUGUAGAUAAGACCGCCUCCGUUUAUAGUUUUUUCAGCAGUCAAGGCUCAAGCAAAGAAAAUGAACAAAUGAGCUCAGUUGCCAACACUGAGGAUGUAACAUACGGAUCCCAGAUGUUUGCAGUUGCUGUGGCUGGUGCGAAACAAGAGUCCUCUUCUCUUCCUUCCUCACCAAACAUGUCUGACAGGACUGAUUCCAGGGGAAGGAGGCUCAGCCUACAGACUCCCCCUAAUGUUAACAGACUCACAGUGUUUAGUGCAGGACAAAGCCCAAGAAGCCCUGACUACAGGGCCCAGGCACUUGAAACCCAAGACAUGCUGGAGAGUCCAGGGGGAAAGUUCUGUAUGGCUUCAGCCCUUGCGGCAUUCAGCACUCUAGAUGCUGCUACAGACAGCAGCUACACAUCAGGCAACGAGCAAAAUGACAGCCAGGGAAUUGGCAAAAAAAGAAGAGCAACCGGGGAGGGAUCCUCUCCUGAAAUUCCAAGUCUAGAAAGAAAGAAUAAAAGGAGAAAGAUUAAAGGCAAAAAAGAGCGUUCACAGGUAGACCAGUUGUUGUCUAUUUCUUUGAGGGAAGAAGAAUUGAGUAAGUCCUUGCACUGUGUGGAUGGAAGCCUUGUGCCAGCUCGAGCUGCUCUGCAGGCAGCUUAUAUUGAAGUCCAGCGACUGCUCGUACUGAAACAGCAGAUAUCGGUGGAAAUGGGCAAUUUGAGAAGCCAAAGAAUUCAGAUCCUGCAGGGAUUGCAAGAAACCUAUGAACCUUCCGAACAGCUGCAGCAACUUCAACCCAGUGGCUCAAAUGAAAGAAGAAAUAACAAACUUCAGCCAACACAGGAUCUAAUUGCUAAUCCAGGUGGUCUUGUUCCUCUUUUGGAAGCUGCUUCACCUCUCUCUGCCCAGAUACCUGCAGUUCCUUUGGCAGCUCCUGUCCAUGCAAGCAAUCCACCUACAUUCCAAACCACUGGUGGCAUUGGAGCCAUCACAAUCCCAGAUUCAUCUGUUCAAAUCAAGCAAGAACCUGCAUCUCCCAAGCUUAGAGACGAGAGCAUGAAUAUUCCUGAACAGAGGCAUCCAUGUUCUUCACAGGCAGAGGCUCAGUUUCAGAAUGGGAAUACAAGACAACAACCUUUGCUGUACCCAGUUAUCUCUGCUACCAUGUCUUUGUCUGCACUUUAUGAUUUCCAAGAGCCUAAUCAAGAUAUGCAGAAACCUGUUCCAGAUAAGGGAAGGGCCAGGUCUUCCCCCAGCUAUUCACCAUCGCUCUUGGCAGAGAAGGCAGAAGAAAACAAAAUCCCACCAGACAACACUGUUAUGGAACAGUGCAGUAGCUCCUUUCAGAGCCCAACCUUUCCCUCUGAACUUCCUGCGGAUGAAAAUCCCAGACAGGCAACGGAGCAGAUGGCGGUUUCUGCAAUGGUCUCCGUGGAGAGCAAAAUGAGCAAGAAGAAGAAGAAGUUGAAGAAGAAGAAAGCACUGCGAGCAGCCCAUGUCCCUGAGAACAGCGAUACAGAGCAGGAUGUAAGUGACUCGAAGCCUUUAAGGAAAGUCAAGAUGGUAAAGGGGACCAGAGGGGGGAAAGUUACAACGUCCACCCCUCCAAAGCAAGAGGAUUCAGAGGCUGCUCGGGAAGGAAAGUGGAAGAAAGACGAGAAUGAGAGUGACACGUCUCUGGAAUUUGUGGAAGUCCCCAAAUCUCCUCUGGAAGUGGUUGCCAUCAAUUCAUCAGAAUCGGGGGAUGAAAAACCAGACAGCCCUUCUAAGAGGGAUGCGCUGAGUUCCUCAGAGCAGCUUCUGAGAGAGGCGUCUCGGUCUGGCUACGAUGAAGUGAGCUCUACCAGUGAGAUUGGAACAAACUAUAAGGAUGGCAUUGGUAGAAGUGUGGCUGAGACUCAAACGUCCAUAUCUUCAAUAAGAGGAUCAAAAAACUCAUCAGAAGUCUCCUCAGAGACAGGCGAAGAGGAAGAACCUACGGAAGGGGCCUUUGAGGGUCAUUCAGCUUCAGUGAAUGCAAUUCAGAUUUUUGGGAAUUUGUUGUACACCUGCUCAGCAGACAAAACCAUCCAUGCAUAUAACUUGGUGAGCAGGAAGUGUGUUGGUGUCUUUGAAGGGCACACCUCGAAAGUGAACUGCAUCCUGGUGACUCAGACAACAGGGAAGAAUGCAGUGCUCUAUUCGGGCUCCAGUGACCACAAUAUAAAUUGUUACAACAUCAAGAGUAGGGAACUUGUGGAUCAAAUUAAAUUGGACGACCGUAUACUCUGCCUGCACAGUAGAUGGAGAAUUCUUUAUGCCGGACUUGCUAAUGGCAGCGUGGCCACUUUCAGUAUAAAGAAUAACAAACCGCUUGAUAACUUUGAGUGCCAUGCUCCUAGGGCAAUCAGUUGUCUUGCCACAGCUCAGGAAGGAGCACGGAAGUUGCUGAUUGUGGGGUCCUACGAUUGUACAAUCAGUGUGCGAGAUGCCCGGAAUGGUUUGUUGCUUCGAACCCUCGAAGGUCAUAGCAAAACGGUGCUCUGUAUGAAGGUUGUGAAUGAUCUGGUCUUCAGUGGUUCCAGUGACCAGUCUGUCCAUGCCCACAAUAUACAUACGGGAGAGCUGGUGCGGAUUUAUAAAGGACACAACCAUGCAGUGACAGUCGUGAACAUCCUGGGUAAAGUGAUGUUAACAGCUUGCUUGGACAAAUGUGUUCGUGUUUAUGAGCUACAGUCCCAUGAUCGUUUGCAAGUCUACGGAGGACACUCGGAUAUGAUUAUGUGCAUGACCAUUCACAAGAGCAUGAUCUACACUGGCUGCUAUGAUGGUAGUAUCCAAGCUGUGCGGCUCAACUUGAUGCAGAAUUAUCGUUGUUGGUGGCACGGGUGUUCGCUGAUAUUUGGAGUUGUGGACCACCUGAAACAGCAUUUGUUAAAUGACCAUACAAAUCCAAAUUUUCAAACGCUGAAAUGUCGCUGGAAGAAUUGUGAUGCUUUCUUCACUUCUCGGAAAUGUUCCAAGCAGGAUGCUGUGGGACAUAUUGAAAAACAUGCAGAAGAAGAUAGCAAGAUUGACUCAUGAAGUUUUUGUUUUUUUUUUUUGCUUCCCACAUUGGGAAGUGCCUUUUAUAUACUGGAACUAUUCCAUGCCUUGUCCAUGCUCUUGCCCUCUCCUUUUUCCACCUUCAGUUUAUAUUUGGACUGCAAAAAGGACGUGGGCCAUUUUCUUUUCUUUCUUUCUUUGCUACAGAGACAGCAUUUUACUUGCAACUCUGUAGAGAAGGGAACGAUGAACAGACUCAGACCAAACAAAUUGUUUUAAUUUGUUAGCAGAAACCUAAAAAAAAUUUCCUGUUAUCCUAUCAAAGAAGUACAUUGUGCACAUCUAAGCCUUUAUUAGUACUCACAUUGGUGCCUAAAAAACACUGUUGAGCCAUCUAUUUUUUAUGUUGUACGCAGGAUUGCCCAGGCAUUUUACACUUCUGGCUUUAAACAAUUUAAAUAAAGAAACAACAACUCA